Seminavis robusta is the source of this 2290-nucleotide messenger RNA. Lineage: Eukaryota; Bacillariophyta; Bacillariophyceae; Naviculales; Naviculaceae. The record is from the annotation of a GenBank genome assembly.
UUUCUUCCGAUCCAAGCUCCGGCCCUCACCAGUACUGUAUGGACUGUUGCUCUACAACCACUCCAGGUUGAGGAAAACGAAACUUUCCCAGCAGGUUGGAUGCAAUACUGCUACUGGACCCAACCCGCCCCUUGGCACGCGCUCUCCACAUCGGUGGGGGCGUUCGUGGAUACCCUUCUUCUCCGCAAAACCUCGAAGAAGUAGAAUCCAAGCAACCCAUCCUCUGUGUCCCUCUCGCACAAUGCUAGCUCUUUCAUCCUAGCUAGAGUCUUCCUUCCCAAAAAAAUCUAGAUCGCCAACGCCAUGAAGGACAAGUUUGCCAUCAACAUUGCUGUCCUUGGCUGCGAAGACACAGGCAAGAGUACUGUAGUGAAUGCAAUCUGCGGCGCGCCAGUAACUGAGGCGGACUUUGGGCGGACAACAGAGUGCAUCAACGUCUUUCGCCUGGUUCAGCGUGUCACAGACUUUGUGCAGGAAGAGGGCAUGGGCACCGAUGGUGUCGAUGAGGAAACCACGCACAAGCGGCCCCGAUCCCCACACAAAGAAGAGCCGCAGUCACUUCAUGCCAAACGCAUUCGGUCCACAUUCAAGACAAUCAAAGAUCUCAACGAUGAGAUGAAGAAAGGCAAGUCGUCUGACCUAACCAAGGAGUACGAGUACACCGUCCCUGUCGCGAAGUUGCCAAUCACGAUGCGAUCUGAUGCUCAGUUGCAUAUUAUUGAAUCGCCUGGUCUCAACGUCAAGAACGCCGACAAUGCACCGGUCCGGGCGUACUUUGAGCAAAACUGGAACUCGCUGGAUGCUGUUCUGGUGAUCAUCGAUGCUAAGCAUUCAGCCGACGUUGCCCAGCAGGAGGAGAGCAUCAGGUUUGUCCACAACCUUUUGAAAACGGUGAAGAAGAUUCCAUGCUAUUUCGCUUGCAACAAGGUUGACAACCCAGACGGUUUGGCUGGCACCGAGGACGAGCAAAAGCUGGAGAAAACACGCAAGACUGUUGAAAAUAUCUUUGGUGUCGGCUGCCGCGUCCAAGCACUGGAAACCUAUUUGGAUGAUUCUUGUUCACAGCACCACGAUGUUUAUCCGGUCUUUGUUCCCACGUCGGCCAAGACGGCGUUCUUGUUCCGGGCUGGGUCAGCCAUGACGGAAGCAGACUUCAACUCAACGAUGAGGCCAGAGCGCUUCUACGAUAUUGGAGCAAGGCACUUUGGACUAGGCUGGCGAGACAUGUCCCAAGAGACAAAGGCAGCGGAGCUUUGCAAGAUCGUGAAGGACGAAAGCCGCAGCUCGGACUAUUUACGUUUGUCUGGCUUUGAAAAGCUUCUGCUCGCUUUGGAGAAAGGCAUUGGAGGAGACCGUGCCCAGCUGGGACUCAUUCAGAGAAAGCUGAAAGCCGAGCUGUCGGAGGCCGACUUUGCUUCUGGCAAUCUCGAACACACAGUUCGAAGCAUUGAUGACAAGCUUGUUCUCCUGAAUCAGCCGAAGGAUCAUCUGAAGGAAAAGCUGUGGGCUUCGAUCAACUCUUGGAAAAUGAACGCAAUCGAUGCCUUUAAAAAGGAUUGCAUGCUGGAGAAGCUUGCAUUUGCGGCUCAGAAGCUAAUCGAGUUCCAGCGAUUCUGCGGUUCUUCUGGCGAUAUUUGGAAAGGUGAGAUCGAAAAGACCAAGAAGGAGCUUGCCACUCUGGUCAAGCAGAUGCUGGUCGUCGUCAACAAUCGCGCAGCCGAAUGGAGCUUUGAAGCCUGGAAGGAUCUGUACCGCAAGUUUGUGAGGUCUGGAGGCAAACAACCGGGGGGUUCCGGAUGGUCCAGUUUGUCGCCAAUUGAUUGGCAGAAACUGCUGAACUCCAUUUUGCUGCUGACAUCGGACGAGUUUAGUUGCAGCUUCGGGCAUGAAAUCGUAUUGCUGCAAGAACACAAGGCGCGGUUCGAGCACUACGCAACAUGGUGUCCAAACUGCGACGAACUCGGCUGUUCCUGCGAUGAGACGGAGAGUCUUCAGAAUCUCGCAACCGUCACGUUCAAGAAGGGUAGCAAUGGCGGCUUCAAGAUGCAUCCAUCCAAUGAAGCGAAGUACGCGUUCCUUGUCCGCAUCAGAGUUCCCCAGGACUACAAGACGUCGCCCAAGCACUUCGCGCACGUCCCAUGGCUCUAUUGCGCAUCCAUGAAGAUGUAGCGCCGAGAAACAAGAACAAUGAACGAAAAGCGCUCUAAAUGGAGGUGUUUUGGCAACGAGGCCAGCAGCGCAAGUAAUCCCAAAACUAAAAUCACAUAACUAUUAGUCAAAAGUAAUAACC